UCAUGUCACCACCGCGUCGCCUCAGUUCACGAAGUAGCAAAAAAGCUACCGCUGAUUUCGGAAAGCCGUUUAUUAAACCACCACGCGCACAAAAUACCAUUCCUGUUCAGUAUACUGAAACGAAACCGAAAGAUGCGUGGGCUACUCUCGUGCCCUCGGGUGAUACGUGUAAUAGCUUAAUACCUAUUUAUUUGACUGACAACACUCAUUACUUGGGAACUCAGCCAGAAGAUGGUGUUUUUAAGCUGACCCUAGAAUCGACGUGGUACACUGUGCUAUCUUUAAAUCAAGAUGGUGCUGUUCGGGUUUUAGACCGUGAUCUAAUGUCUAAACAAUAUGUUGAAUUAAAAGAUGGCGAUUAUAUACGAUUCCCUUCUUCAAAAGGUUAUUGGUAUAUUUAUAGAAUUGAGAUCGAUUUAAAGUCAAAGGUGAUGUUUCAUAGUGUAUACGACAUUAAAGGUGCUCUUGGAAAAGGUCACUUUGCUGAAGUAAUGUUGGCUACUCCAAAAAAUUCCAUCGCUGGUAAUGAAUCAAAAUUACAAGAAUAUGCCGUAAAAAUCAUUGAUAAAAGUAACGUGUCGAAAAAUUUUAACGAACAAAAGCUUCAUGACGAAAUUAUAAUAAUGUACAAGAUUUCUCAUCCAUCUUUAGUACGCAUAUAUAACUUAUAUAAUGAGAAUGAUAAAUUAUAUCUCGUUAUGGAAUAUGUUAAAGAUGGUGAAUUCUUUGAUUUUAUAUCACAAAGAAAGAAAUUAUCUGAAUAUGAAACCCGCAUUGUUUUUAAACAAUUGUUCGAAGCGAUAAAAUAUCUACAUGGUCAUCGUAUUGCUCAUCGAGAUCUUAAACCUGAAAAUAUUCUCAUGUCAAGUGCUGCAAAACUCGAAGUUAAAAUUUCGGAUUUUGGUUUAUCUAAACUACUUGGCCCUGAACAUUCAUUAAUGAAAACUCUAUGUGGAACUCGUCUUUACGUUGCUCCUGAAAUCAUCGCUCGAACACCUAAUCGCAGUUAUGGAAGAGCUGUUGAUAUGUGGAGUCUUGGUGUUAUUCUAUACGUCUGUCUUUGUGGAAAUUUACCAUUCGCUGAUGAAUUGGGCCCUCCAAGUCUCCUUGAUCAGAUUAGAUUAGGAAAAUAUAAAUUCCAUUCCCCUGCAUGGGACGAUAUUAGUGUUGAUGCAAAGAAUUUGAUUAAAGGUUUAUUAACUGUUAAUGUAAAAGAUCGGUUAACAGUUUCACAAGCUUUGGCACAUCCGUUCAUGCAGACAUUACCUUUACCUCAACCUAUUUCAAAUGCGCCAAUUUUGGCUCACGGGAAUGAAAACAUCCCUCAAGAUAAAAAAUGUACAAAAAGUUGUACAGAAAAAAUUUUGUCUAAACUUACGGUUUCUAGUAAUGCAGAUUUUGCUGAUGAUGAGGCAUCAUUCGUUACUGCAGGCAUAAUUGAAUUAUCAAGCUCUUCCUCGCAAUCAUCUGGCUCCGAAAUUCAAUAUCUUUGUUGUGAAGCUUCUUAUUUUUCAGAAAUUUAA
Messenger RNA from Cetraspora pellucida, 1523 nucleotides. The record is from the annotation of a GenBank genome assembly. NCBI's taxonomy places the organism in Eukaryota, Fungi, Glomeromycota, Glomeromycetes, Diversisporales, Gigasporaceae.